This is a messenger RNA of Pseudonaja textilis, 2561 nucleotides long. The record is from RefSeq and is a predicted model, not a curated record. NCBI's taxonomy places the organism in Eukaryota, Metazoa, Chordata, Lepidosauria, Squamata, Elapidae.
CCGAGCAUGGAGCGGGAGAAGCUGCCGCGGCGGCCCGGGCUCUCCCUGCGGCUGGACGAGGCCGAGGGGGAGGCGCCGGGCCCGGGGGGCUGGCAGGCGGGCGGCCGGCUGCGGCCUUCCUCCUACCGGGCGCUGCGCAGCGCAGUCUCCACUCUGGCGCGCCUCGACGACUUCUACUGCGAGAAGAUCGGCGCCGGCUUCUUCUCCGAGGUCUUCAAGGUGAGGCACCGCCAGUCAGGGCAGGUCCUGGUGCUGAAGAUGAACAAGCUGACCAGCAACCGAGGGAACAUGUUGCGCGAGGUGCAGCUGAUGAACCGGCUCUGCCACCCCAACAUCCUCCGGUUCAUGGGGGUCUGCGUCCACCAGGGCCAGCUGCAUGCGCUGACAGAGUACAUCAAUGGGGGGAACCUGGAGCAGCUGCUCGACAGCCCCACCCUGCUCCCCUGGCCCGUCCGCCUCAAGCUGGCCCUGGACAUCGCCCGGGGGCUCUGCUACCUGCACAGCAAGGGCAUCUUCCACCGGGACCUGACCUCCAAGGUGGGGAGGGGGGCUGUGCUGCGCUCUCCCCCCCCUUGCAGUGAGGGCGGUGAGAAGGAGCCCCUGGCUGUGGUGGGCUCCCCCUACUGGAUGGCCCCCGAGGUCCUGCGUGGGGAGCUGUACAACGAGAAGGCGGACGUCUUUGCCUACGGCAUCAUCCUCUGUGAGACCAUCGCGCGGGUGCCGGCCGACCCCGACUACCUGCCUCGCACUGAGGACUUCGGCCUCGACGUGGCCGCCUUCUGCAACCUGGUGGGAGCCGACUGUCCGGCGGCCUUUCUCCAGCUGGCCUUCCACUGCUGCACGAUGGAGCCCACGGCCCGGCCCUCCUUCCUGGAGAUCGUCCAGCGCCUGGAGGCGAUGCUGCUGCUGACGGCCGGAGACCCCGGCCAGGCCCUGCCCAACAACGACGGCGGGACGGCCCUCCCAGGCAACUCGGCGGCAGCCGCGCUGAAGGGUCAGGCGGCCAAGCAGCUCUCCUUCCCCAACACCCCACCUGGCCUGCUUGGCCAACGGCUCUUGACCCCGGAGCAGCCCCUCUCCCGCAGCCAGUCAGAUGUGUUCCGCCCUCGGUCGCCCGCCUUGCCCCGUGCCCACGACACUCCGCAGCGCGUCAACCCCUUUUCCCAGCGCCAGGACCUCCAGGGGGGCAGGAUCAAGCUCUUCGACACCCCCAGCAAGUCCCUGAUCUCCCUGACCUUCAACCUGCCGCCCCCCUCGCCUCUUCCACCGGGCACCCCCAUCACGCCGGAGCCGGCCGUGGAGAUGCAGUGCAACUUUGCCGAGCCCGUGGCCAUCGUGCGCCGGUGUCGCUCGCUGCCGUCCUCCCCAGAGCUGCCUCGCCGGGAGCAGCUGCCCCCCAGCCCCCUCUUGGCCCUGGACCGCACCCCCCCAGAACCCCCCAGCCCCCCCGCCAGCGAGCGGAUGGACUGCAGUCCGGACAGCCCAGCAGCCCCCUUGACCAACGGCAGCUUCAUCAGCACGGCUGUGUCGGCGCCCCGGCCAUGGUCCCCCAACGGGCUGCUCCUGAACAACAACAGCAAGCCGCUCAGCUGGGGCAGGGGCUUCUCCGAGCUGAGCGUGCCCCCCAUGGUGGAGGGGCCACAGACGGAGCACCCGGGGACGGCGCUGCCCCUGAGCCCCUCCAGCAGCAGCUGCGUGCUGGAACAGGACGAGGUGCUGGCCUGCCCUGCCUGCUGCCUGGGGCCUUUCAGCUUCAGCUUCGCUUCCGUCUGCCACCGGCCGGCCACCAGCACCCCUCGCUACCAGAACCUGAACUGCGAGGCCCAGAGCCUGCAGUGCCCGGAGAGGCACCCCCAGCACUGCAAGGGCCUGGCGCCGGGCCUGGCGGAGCCCAGCCUCAAAUUGCCAGAAGCCCAGUCCUGAGGCUGGCCCUGCGGUCGAGGAGCACCCCGCCUCCGCCGGGACAUCCUGGAUGCCGAGGAGCGGCACGACACCAUUGGGCCAGACUGCUCCCAUGUUGCAGGGAGGGCUGCCCAGCCCACUGGGAGGCCGGAGGGCGCCGCCAGUCCACAGCCCGGUCUCUGGGCGACAGGGGUCUUGCUUUUGCCCACCGCUGCCUGGCCCCGUUGCAGUCGCGAGGGGCAAGCCCUGGGCUCCCCAACCUCUUGGCUGUGGGUGGGCGCAGAGAAGUAGAACGGCAGGAAGACGCAGGGCUGGGGCGAAGGGAAUUCGGGCCGGGGGGCCCGUAGGAGGCUGGCAAGGGUGGGCCCAGGUCAUUCUGCCUGCUGGGGGCCCCGGCACACCUGGGGUACAGGGCCGUGGGGUGUGUCGGAGGGAUGGGGCCGGGAGGGAGUCAAGACAAACUGCUGGCGCCCCCCCCCCCCCCCCUCCCCCGCCCCGGGCUGGGCCGGGGUGGCGGGGCCUCGGGCCCCGGCCCCCCCCUCUCUGGCACGGGGGGGGGGGGGGGGAGAGGAGAAGGCAGCUGCGUUUUUAAUAAUACUUGGAAAAUACUUGUUAAUAUAUUCAGCUUAUUUAAUGUGUUGAAAAAAAUAAAACUUGAU